GAUGCUGUGAGUUGCGCCAUCUUUUUUCAUCCCCUAUUUGGGUGUCGAGAAAGUGUGCUGAGAGCACUUGGAAAAAGUAUUUUGCGAUCUUCUCACGAGUAUUUGAGGAAGAAUGGCCAGUUCCGCCUCUAAAGCGCCCCUCUUCCGAUCAGUUGCGAUUCGCGGAUAUGCCGCUCAGGCUGCCUCUAAGCCUGCCCGUGGCUCUGGCGAUGUGCAGACAACCACUCUGCCCAACAAACUCGUGGUAGCUUCAGCCAAACCUGGCCUUCCGCUGUCACGAGUCUCCAUCCUCGUCAGAGCUGGUUCUCGCAAUGAGACGUACGAGAACCUGGGCGCUGCCCACGUCCUCCGCGUGGCCGCCGGUCUGACCACAAAGGGCUCCACCACAUUCGCCAUCACGCGCAAUAUCCAGCAAAUCGGAGGCAGCCUCAGUGUGACCGGCGAUCGCGAAACCCUCGCGUACACCCUCGAAGUGACCCCGAAUCACUUGGAUACAGGGCUGAAGUUCCUUCAGGACGUGGCCACUGGACAGGAGUUCAAGCCGUGGGAACUCGAGGAAAUUGUGCCGCGACUGCGUGAAGAUCUGGCUCGUGUCAGUCUGCAGACGCGCGCCGUGGAUUUGCUCCAUCGCGCCGCUUAUCGCAGUGCCCUCGGCAAUUCCCUGUUCUGCCCCAAGCACCAGAUCGGACGCAUCUCCCCGGAGACUCUGCAGCACUACGUGGCGUCGAACUACACAACCAACAGGACUGCCGUCGUGGGCGUCGGAGUGGAGCACAACACUCUCGUUGGCUAUGCGCAGAAUCUGCCCCUGGAUUCCGGCGCUGGCAAGGACAACGUGUCCUCUUUCGUGGGCGGACAGGAGGCUCGGCUCGAUCGCGGCGGUCGAUUGGCUCAUGUGGCCAUCGCCACUCAAGGCGCCGGCUGGGCGACUCCCAAGGAAGCUCUGGCUCUGCAUGUGCUCCAGUACGCCGCCGGUGUGGGUUCCUGGACGAAGCGCGGCAAUGUGAACGGCGUGAUCGGCAAGGCAGUAACUGCCGCUCUGGGCGACAAGCCUUUAGGCUUCGGCGCCUUCAAUGCCAGCUACAGCGAUGACGGACUCUUCGGCUUCGUCCUCUCCACGGAGGCCAGGGAUGCUGGCAAGGCUAUUGAAGCAGCUCUGAAGACUCUGCGCACGGGAAGCCUCUCGUCCGAGGACAUCGCGCGCGGCAAGACGCAAUUCAAGAACGACUUCCUGUACUACGUGGAGAACGGCGAGAACUUCGCCACCGACAUGGGCGCCCAGGCUGCGCUGUGCGGAGCCGUGCUCUCGCCGGACGCCAUCGUGGCUGAGAUCGACGCAGUUUCUGCCUCUGAUGUGAAUGCUGCGGCGAAGAAGGUGGCGUCAGCUAAACUGGCCCUGGGAGCCGUCGGGAAUCUUGCAACUGUGCCCCACGUACAUGAAUUGUAAUUCUUCGCUCGCGUAUUUAAUUGAAUGACUAAUAAAUUCACGUGAGGAGCCCACUGAAGAGGAGAGGCUCUAAGCAGCGACAGUUGUGGGGAAUAGUUAAUAAAUUUAUUGUUAAUCGA
Messenger RNA from Phlebotomus argentipes, 1566 nucleotides. It is a transcript of the gene UQCR-C2, whose product is annotated as cytochrome b-c1 complex subunit 2, mitochondrial. NCBI's taxonomy places the organism in Eukaryota, Metazoa, Arthropoda, Insecta, Diptera, Psychodidae. Bases 113 to 1447 code for a protein of 444 amino acids. The record is from RefSeq and is a predicted model, not a curated record. Gene Ontology annotation, cellular component: mitochondrion. The transcript is spliced from 4 exons. Gene Ontology annotation, molecular function: metal ion binding.